Molecule: messenger RNA, 4981 nt
Organism: Zootoca vivipara (common lizard)
Lineage: Eukaryota; Metazoa; Chordata; Lepidosauria; Squamata; Lacertidae
Gene: DNAJC6
Product: DnaJ heat shock protein family (Hsp40) member C6
Biological process (GO): synaptic vesicle uncoating; clathrin-dependent endocytosis; dephosphorylation
Cellular component (GO): cytoplasm; postsynaptic density; intracellular membrane-bounded organelle
Molecular function (GO): clathrin binding
Source: RefSeq, a predicted model, not a curated record
GGGGAGGCUGCCACCGCGCGCGCAUACACCCACCAGCUCGCUCUCGAGGAAGGCCCUGCUGGGGCUGCAGCCCCCUUUCUGGGCGUGUGGCUGCCUCCGCCUCUCGGGGAAGGUUAUGCACUUGUGAUUCCCUUUCUUCCUCCUCCUCCUGCCGCUUCCUCCUUUAUGCCAGUGGAGACCCUCUGUGCCUGACUAGCCCAUGAGCCUCCUCGGGAGCUACCGGAAAAAGACCAACAAUGAUGGCUAUGAAUCUUUGCAGCUCGUGGACAGCAACGGUGACUUCUGCGGCAGCCGGGAGCGAACCGGCGGUGGCGGAGGCAGCAUCAGCAAACAAGGGGUGAUCCCCGCGGUGGUGGCGGCAGCAGCAGCAGCCCGGAGCCCAGCGCGACAGCAGCACCAGCCGCUCGACUGCAGCACCAUGGACAGCUCAGGUGCCUCGUCUCCGGACAUAGAGUCUAACUAUGGGGGAGGCCUGUUAGACAUGAUGAAAGGAGGAGCAGGGAGACUGUUCAGCAACUUAAAGGAUAACUUGAAGGACACUCUUAAAGACACUUCUACGAAAGUUAUGCAAUCUGUUGCAAGCUACACCAAGGGAGAACUAGAUAUUUCUUACAUUACCUCAAGAAUUAUUGUGAUGUCAUUUCCUGGUGAAGGAGUUGAACUAGGAUUUAGGAAUCAUAUUGAUGAUGUACGGACGUUCUUGGAUACAAGACAUCCUGACCACUACACAGUUUUCAAUUUGUCACCGAAGUCUUAUCGUACUACCAGGUUUCAUAAUAGAGUAUCUGAAUGUAGCUGGCCAAUUAGACAAGCACCAAGUCUCCAUAACCUCUAUGCUGUAUGUAAGAACAUGCAUAACUGGUUGCAGCAGAAUCCCAAAAAUGUUUGUGUCAUCCACUGUAUGGAUGGUCGUGUAGCAUCAGCAAUCCUGGUCAGUGCAAUGUUCUGUUUCUGUCAUCUCUUCUCUAACCCAGUUCCUGCCAUUCAGUUGUUAAAUUCAAAGAGACCUGGAAUAGUACUCUGGCCAUCCCACAGAAGGUAUGUAGGAUACAUUUGUGAUCUAAUAGCAGACAAACCUAUUCAACCUCACUGCAAGCCUCUAACUAUCAAAUCAGUCCUCUUCAGUCCAGUGCCCUGUUUCAACAAGCAGAGAACUGGCUGCCGGCCUUUCUGUGACAUUCUUAUUGGAGAAACCAGAAUCUUCACAACCUCCCAAGAGUAUGAAAGAAUGAAGGAAUUCCGUAUUCAAGAAGGAAAAGUUGUAAUUCCAUUAGGAGUCACUGUCCAUGGCGAUGUAGUGGUUUCUGUCUACCAUAUGCGAUCAACCAUUGGGGGACGACUUCAAGCUAAAAUGACGAACACACAAAUAUUCCAGAUUCAGUUUCAUACUGGAUUUAUAGCCCUGGGAACAACUGUAUUAAAAUUCAAUAAACCUGAAUUGGAUGCAUGUGACUCGUCAGACAAGUACCCCCAGCUGUUCCAUGUCAUGUUGGAGAUAGAAAUAGAUUCUGCUGAUAGACAGACUGAUCUAACACCUCCAUGGGAAAACUUCACAACAAAAGAUAUCAAUCCCAGCAUUCUUUUCUCAUCACACCAGGAACACCAGGACACCCUUGCCUUGGCAGAUCAAAAACUGGAGAGAAGUAGCUCUCAUCCCAGCUCUGAAGACCGGGCGGCACUGGUGCAUGAAGAAAGUGAGCAGUCAGAUGAUGAACUCUUAUCCCUCUCCAGUCAGCAUAGUAACACCAGCAGUGACAAAAUCCAUGGGCCACCAAAGCAUACCAAGAAGCAUCAAGAGCCACCAGGUCCACCACCCCCAGAGGAUGUCGAUCUUUUAGGCUUGGAAGGCAGUCCUAUGGGCAAGAACUUCCCAGCAGCACCUGCCGCACCGCCCUCAAAUUCAGACUUGCUGAGUGAUUUCUUUGGGGUUGGUAACUCUGGAGGACCAAAUCAAGGUGGACAGUCAGCUGUUGAGGAUGUAUUUCAGAUGGGUGGUACUGGAUCUACACAAUCCACCCCACGGCGGUCUGCAGCUUCAGCAUCCCCAUCUCUGUCCCCAAGAGUAGGAGAAGCAGCUGCCUUUGACCCAUUUGGCGGUAGUCCUAAGAAACCUGCCCCAGAUCUUCUAGGUUCUUUUCUUGGUUCAUCAAAUGCCACCACAGAUCCUUUUCUUCAAGGAGCACGGAGUCCUUCACCUACUGUUCAAGGAGAUCCUUUCAAUAUGGCUUCUUCUAGUACACCAUCUGUUUCCAUUCAGCCAGAUGUUUCAGGUGAUUGGGAAUGGCCUAGCAAAUCAGGUGGUCUACGUAUGGGGAGCAAAUCAGCUGCUACCAGCCCAACAGGGUCACUACACAGCACACCUACACAUCAAGCCAAACCACAAACACUGGAUCCUUUUGCUGACUUGGGAGCUCUUGGUGCAAAUCUGGCAGGUUGUCCUUCCUUUGCUAGCAAACCCAGCACACCGACAGGAAUGGGUGGAGUAUUUCCUCCUAUGGGGUCACCACAGAAACCAUCUCCUCAGCCAGUGGGAGGAGGCAGCUGGCAACAAGGCACUGGAUACUCUUGGCCACAAUCACAGACCAAACCCCAACAAAGCAUGCCACAUUCCUCUCCUCAGAACAGGCCUAAUUAUAAUGUGAGUUUUUCUGCAGCACCCGGUGGCCAAAAUGACCGUGGAAAAGGACCAGGCAGUUCUGAAUCUAAACCAAAAGUUUCUGCUGAUUUUGAAGACCUCUUAUCUGGUCAAGGCUUUAAUGCUCACAAAGACAGAAAGGGACCAAGAACAAUAGCAGAAAUGAGGAAAGAAGAAAUGGCCAAGGAGAUGGAUCCUGAAAAAUUAAAAAUCCUUGAAUGGAUUGAAGGAAAGGAGAGAAAUAUAAGAGCCUUGUUAUCCACAAUGCACACAGUACUAUGGGAAGGAGAGACAAAAUGGAAACCCGUGGGCAUGGCAGAUCUUGUUACUCCAGAGCAAGUAAAGAAGGUUUACCGGAGAGCAGUGCUUGUUGUGCAUCCUGAUAAAGCUACGGGGCAGCCAUAUGAACAAUAUGCAAAGAUGAUUUUUAUGGAGCUCAAUGAUGCCUGGUCAGAAUUUGAAAACCAAGGCCAAAAGCCCUUGUAUUAGCGUACUUCCUCAGACAUUGCUGUAGACCUGUGCUAGUGCUCAUAUAGUUCCUUGCCACAAGAUUUUCACAGCUGAAUUAGUAUCUGGCUGGAAAUUUGGGAAAAAAAUAAAACUAGCCCUAACACUAAAACCUUUCCGUAUGGAGAGCGGGUAGGUAUGGAAGGUGCUCCUUACGUAUGCCAUGAAUUACAGAUGCAAAGAGAGGAGUUCUAGAAAUUAAUCUUAUAAUGUUCUUUCAGGUAUAAACAGGGUAGGUAAGGAUGCAUUUUAGAAAACUGGGUUUGCUUGUCUUGGAGCAAGUGAGGUGAAAUUAAUGGUCUCUUUCACUACGAACCAAAUAGAUGCUGUGUCACUAGGAAUGUGGCUUAGUCUUGAAAGUUUGUAUCCAGGACAAGCUUUGUCAAAACAAAACAUAAGGAUGUUCAUAUGUGGUUAUUUGCUGUACACUAAACUCUCAUAAUAAUUUGACCCUUCAAUUACUUAUUGUAGUUUCUUUUUUUAAUAUGACAGCUAGGCAACUGGAUAUGUCUUUGGCAACUUACUGCUGCCUUAAACAUAGUACUGUAUUUUGUGUUUCAGACAAGCAGAUAGCUACAUUUUACACAAACAAAGAAUUUGGGAAGUGUCUUUAAAUUAUUAUUUAUUUAUUAACAUGCAAAAGCUGUUGAAGCAUUAUCAACAGACCACUAAAGUUGUUUGCUGUUCAUUAUUAUUAAAGUAAGGGUGCAAGAAUACCUUGCAAAAAAUUCCCAGUUAGAAAACAACACUUUAAAACCUGCCUCUGAAACAAACUUUGCUGCCUUCUUCAGCAUUGUGAAGUUAUGUUCUUAAUUGAUUCAAAUUGUAUAUUUAAAUUGAAUCAAAUAUCCAGUUUUUCCAGAGCAUUUGUGAACACAAGCUAAUGUUACAAUGUAGCCUCACCUUCUGAACUUCUAUAGGUAACUUACUAUGUUCAUGUAGUUUUGUAAGAUCUGAGGUGAGCAAAAAUACGAAAAUUUACUUACUUACUAAAGUUAUAUUGGCCCAGUAAGCAAUAAUGUUCAUAUAUUCACAUUAUGGUAUCUGAUGAUAAAACAAAAGUACCGUAUGUUCUCUCAUCUAAUGAAACUAAUUUUACAUAGCACUUUGAACUGUUUCUCCUUUUGCAGAGAAACUUAUAAUGGGAGUUUUAUUUAUUGACAUUUCCUGAAUGAAAUCUGGGCUCUGCCUUGCAUGGGGUAGAUUAAUAUUAUCUGGUCUCCUCUCCUUCAAGCAGUUGAUAGUUAAAUCAAUGUGCAGCAACAGCCAUGUGAAACUUGGUUGUUUAUAGAGGUCCAAUGUAUUUAUAGAUGCUGAUACAAUAUCUUUCUUGAAAACCAAGUACUGGUAUCUACAGGCUGUUGAAGGCAUCAUACCACCUGACUCCAUUAAACAUUGGAUCCCAUUAUGCAGCCGAUUUCUUCAUGGAGUUGUUGCAUAGUAGCUACAAAAGUCACUGUAUGGGGAAAAAUGGUAACCUGCACCUGCCUUUUUGAUGUUCAACAGGUGGACAGAAAGGUUUCCACAUGCAGGGAAAACUCUCUAGAUGACGUGAAAAUCUUGGUCAAAUUGGUGUUUUAAGACAAUCUGUUUUCUGUUGUUCUGUUUUCUUUAUAGUGGGAAACCCUUUUCUGCAGAUACAGCAUGUCCACCAGCCUACGUUUAUUUUUAUAUUAAAUGCCAUCUUUUUGUUGUAUUGAUCCAUUAUUUAUUGCCAUUACUGCCAAUGUGAAACAAAACACCAAGCUCUCCUUUUUAUAUGUACAAGAUAUUAAGACGUUUGAACAACUAUAACAAACUGGAUGUUAUUUAUUAACAUAUUAUGACAUGUUUUGAUCA